Molecule: messenger RNA, 966 nt
Organism: Seriola aureovittata
Lineage: Eukaryota; Metazoa; Chordata; Actinopteri; Carangiformes; Carangidae
Gene: prdx4
Product: peroxiredoxin 4
Exons: 7
Coding region: 98-892 (264 amino acids)
Biological process (GO): cell redox homeostasis; response to oxidative stress; cellular response to stress
Cellular component (GO): endoplasmic reticulum; cytosol
Molecular function (GO): thioredoxin peroxidase activity
Source: RefSeq, a predicted model, not a curated record
GAAGAAGAAGAAGAGAGGAAGAAGGCUCCUCAAAUCCUGACCAAAGGCUGAAACGCAUUGCCAGUCGGUGGCUACGUGCUCUCGGAGGGACGACACAAUGGAGUUUCUUUGCCACACUUCACUAAAGCAGCAGCAGCUUCUCUGUUCACUCUGCACCGCUCUCCUCCUCCUCCUCACCACCACAGUCACAUCUGCAGACGAAGGCGCCAGUGCGAGAAACUCCCAGUGUCACAACUACGCGGGAGGACACGUCUAUCCUGGAGAGGCUUUCCGCGUUCCUGUGUCUGACCAUUCCCUGCACCUCAGCAAAGCCAAGAUUUCAAAGCCUUCGCCACACUGGGAAGGAACAGCUGUGAUCAACGGUGAAUUCAAGGAGCUGAAGCUGUCGGACUACAAAGGCAAAUACCUCGUCUUCUUCUUCUAUCCCCUGGACUUCACAUUUGUCUGCCCUACUGAGAUCAUCGCAUUCAGCGAUCGUGUUCAUGAGUUCCACGCCAUCAAUACAGAGGUGGUCGCCUGCUCAGUGGACUCCCAGUUCACCCACCUGGCCUGGAUCAAUACGCCCAGGAAGCAGGGUGGACUUGGAGAAAUGAAAAUCCCUCUGUUGUCUGACCUCACUCAUCAGAUUUCAAAAGACUAUGGAGUCUACCUGGAGGACCAGGGACACACACUGAGGGGUCUCUUCAUCAUCGACGGCAAAGGCAUCCUGAGGCAGAUCACCAUGAACGAUCUCCCAGUAGGAAGAUCUGUGGAUGAGACUCUGCGGCUGGUCCAGGCCUUCCAGUACACUGACAAGCACGGAGAAGUGUGUCCAGCAGGAUGGAAACCAGGCAGCGACACGAUCAUUCCCGAUCCUUCAGGCAAGCUGAAGUAUUUUGAUAAACUCAACUGAUCUGCCUUUUUGUUUUCCCAGUCUUUGAAAUCCACCACUUACUGAAAGUACAAAUAAAAUGUGUUUUCAUAAAA